This is a messenger RNA of Cladophialophora psammophila CBS 110553, 1341 nucleotides long. RefSeq lists its product as uncharacterized. Gene Ontology annotation, biological process: DNA-templated transcription; regulation of DNA-templated transcription. The record is from RefSeq and is a predicted model, not a curated record. Bases 1 to 1341 code for a protein of 446 amino acids. The transcript is spliced from 4 exons. Gene Ontology annotation, molecular function: DNA-binding transcription factor activity, RNA polymerase II-specific; transcription cis-regulatory region binding; zinc ion binding. Gene Ontology annotation, cellular component: nucleus. NCBI's taxonomy places the organism in Eukaryota, Fungi, Ascomycota, Eurotiomycetes, Chaetothyriales, Herpotrichiellaceae.
AUGACAUUCGUGGAGAUGAGGCAGAAGAAGCCCUUCCUCGUCCUUGCGAUCCUGAUGGUUGGCUACCGCCAAGACCCAGCACGACAAACAACCAUUGCACACAAGCUGCGAGAGAUGGUGAGCCACAGCAUGCUUGUUCAAGGCAAGAAAAGCCUUGACAUGCUCCAGGCUCUCCUCGUAUAUCUCAGUUGGUAUCACGUUCCUGUCCAUCAGAGCUCACAGGUGGGCAAUAUCGGUCACCUCAUUAUGGCAUUGUUGUCAGAUCUUCGGUUAAACAAUGGAGCUGUCGUGCAGACUCUCAAACCCUCUUUUGGUCGUUUAGAGCCUUUCGGCAACGAUGGCUCUGACGCCUCUGCCAUGCGGCCAACGAGCAGAGCUGCUCAAAGCUCGUCGAUCACAAGGACUCUGGAAGAACGUAGGACAUUUCUCGGUUGCUUCUUCCUUAUCUCUACGGUCUCCAUGUGGACUCGAGAGCUCUAUCCGGUGCAGUACUCGAGAUACGUGGACGAAUGUUGUCGCGUCGUAUCUGAAGCUGCGGAAUAUCCUACAGAUCUCUCUGUCGUACACCUGGCGCGCCUCCAUGGCCUGGCUGACAGAAUUUCGCGUUCUUUGACUCCAGAGAAUUGGCAUACCAUCCCUGCAUGCACCUCAUUUCCUCUCGGGGCUGGUGUCAAGCUACUAGAGUCGGAGCUGCUACAGCUUAGAGCUUCCUUAUCCGAAGGAGGCCAGAAUGCUGUUCUUCUCCUGCAUUAUCAUGCCAUUGAAAUCCUGUUGUACGAGACAGCACUCAAUGACGGUAUCGGCCUCUCAAGGUACGGGGCAUACCCGUUUUCUCGCCUUAGCAUGCUUUACGCGUGCUUGAAUUCCACCAAGCUAUGCUUCGAGACAGCCUACACCAUCCCAGCCUUUGACUGGUUCGACCUCCCUUACGCUGUCUGGGCUUUACUGGGCCACGCAAUAGUGGUUCUGUCGAGGCUGUCGCUUUCCAAGGCAGACGGAUGGGACCAGGAAUACGUUCGAAAGACGAUCGACUUCUCCGCAACGAUGGACAAAUUGAUGCGGCAUCUGGAUGCUGCCAAGGAGUUAGCCGAAAACCAAUCGUGGUACCAGCUAUCGCGAGUUGUUCCACAGCUAUAUCUGACGUUUAUGGAGAAACUGAGGCGGAUAAAGGCUGCCCACGAAGCCAAGUACAGGGCACAACAAGCCAGUAUCCCCGGAGUCACGACGAUUCCAAGUCCCGCACAAACCAUCAUGAUGCUUACAGACGACGAAAUCGGCAUGCAACGUACCCCAUUUUUCUGCGAUUUUCUAAAUGAUGAUUUCUGGGAGCAAUUCACUUGA